Fusarium mangiferae is the source of this 3549-nucleotide messenger RNA. RefSeq lists its product as uncharacterized. The coding region runs from base 1 to 3549 and encodes 1182 amino acids. The record is from RefSeq and is a predicted model, not a curated record. The transcript has 3 exons. Gene Ontology annotation, biological process: nucleoside metabolic process. Lineage: Eukaryota; Fungi; Ascomycota; Sordariomycetes; Hypocreales; Nectriaceae. Gene Ontology annotation, molecular function: catalytic activity; protein binding.
AUGCCCGAGGUUGAGGAAUAUACAAUUGGUUGGAUCUGCGCUUUGACCAAAGAGCUCAUUGCAGCCAAAGCCUUCCUCGAUGUUCUUCACGAUCCUGUUGACAACGCAGCCAUCAACGAUGACAACAAUUACACGCUGGGUAGCAUCGGAAAACACAAUGUGGUCAUUGCAGUCUUGCCGUACGGGCAAUACGGUCUUGUCAAUGCCGCGGCUGCCCUGAAAGAUAUGACCAGGACUUUUUCCAACCUGCGAGCUGUCCUCAUGGUCGGAAUUGGUGGCGGCGUCCCCGGCACUAAGGAUAUCCGCCUGGGUGACAUCGUUGUUGGAUCUGUAGGUCGAAACAACAGCGGUGUCAUCCAGUACGACUAUGGGAAGGCAGUCCAAGGCGAGGAAUUCGCCAUUGCUGGUCACUUGAACCAGCCGCCUGUGGCAUUCCUAACAGCUAUGAGUGCUCUGCACGCUACGUAUGAAAUGGAAGGUCACAACAUUGAGAGCAAUAUCGAUAAGAUCCUUCGAAAGUACAAGCGGCUGGAGAAGAAAUACAAGCGGCCCGCUGCUUCUACCGAUCGAUUGUACGAAGCAAAUUGUUUCCAUGAAGGGGGCGAGGGUAUUGACUGCAACGAGUUUUGCAGUGAUGACAAGCUUGUGCGCAGAGACGAACGAGGCGACGACGAAGACAAUCCUGCUAUUCAUUGCGGCCUGAUAGCAUCUGGAAAUUCUUUGAUGAAAGAUGCGCUUCUACGCGAUAAGCUCGCAGCGAAACAUGGUAUCUUGUGCUUUGAGAUGGAAGCUGCAGGGUUGAUGAAUCACUUCCCGUGCGUGGUCAUCAGAGGAAUCUGUGACUAUGCUGAUUCGCAUAAGAAUGAUCAAUGGCAGGAGUAUGCGGCGAUGGUGGCAGCAGCAUACACAAAGGACUUGCUCCUUCAGGUUGCUCCAAGCAGUAUGCUCAAGGAGAAACGGAUUGAAACUCUUCUGGGACAACUGAACGACAAGGUUGAGAACAUUCACCAGAUAGCCACUGACAGCAACCGUAACAUUAUAUCUCUCUCGUCCAGCAUUCGAGAUGAUGCUAUAUCGAGAUGGCUGAAUCCAUCUGAUCCCUCGGUCGAUCACAACAAGGCUCGUCAAACAUGUCACUCAGGCACUGGGGAGUGGUUGUUAAAAAGCCCCCAAUAUCUCACUUGGAAGUCUAGAGCCAAUUCUUUCCUCUGGCUAUCUGGGAACUCCGGUACAGGGAAGACCAUUCUGAGCUCGACAGUCAUUGAAGAUAUAAGAAACAGCUCUCAUUGCGGACUUCGCAACUGCGCAGUACUUUACUUCUACAUUACGUUCACCGACACCCAAAAACAGUCUAUUGAAGCUAUUCUUCGAUCUCUGAUCCAUCAGCUUUACCGCAGCCGGUCAGAAUCCCGGCAUCCGAUCACUACAAUAUAUUCGGAAUGUGGCAGAGGGAGUAGCCAACCGAGUAUAGAACAGCUGAAAUCCACCUUUCGCGAUAUGCUGUUGACUACGGCAGAAGUCUUCGUUUUGAUUGAUGCGUUAGACGAAUACAAGAACCGGAGCAUCCAGCGUGAUGAGCUAUUAAUCUGGAUAGAAAGUAUUCGUAACGGACCAACCAACACCCAUCUCCUCGUUACAAGCCGUUCUGAACAUGAUAUUAAGACUUCUAUCGAAACAUGGGCGAUUCCUGAAACUAUCAUGUCUCUCAAAACAGACAGUGUGGGUAGAGAUAUCUCUGAGUAUGUUCGUGAUGUCGUGGCCAACUCGACGAGCUUUCGCCGCUGGCACGGGCAUACAUCAACCCAGGAUCACAUCGUUCACGCCCUGACAGCGAAGGCAGGUGGAGUUUUCCGUUGGGUGGCCCUACAAUUAGAGCGCUUAAAAGACUGCAUCAACAAAGAGGAAGUCAACAUGAUCCUUGAGACUCUUCCAGCUUCGCUUCAAGAGACAUACUACCAAAUAAUAAACGAUCUCACAGAUACUAGAAGGAAGUAUGUCAUUCGAAUCCUUCAGUUUCUAGCAUAUUCGGACAUCCCACUCGAGCUUGAAGCGGCUGUCGAUGUUCUUGCCAUAAAUCUUACAGCAUCACCCGGAUCACGAUUCGUCAUGAAGGAACGUAUGCCAUUACCAGCUGAAAUAUCUUCACUUUGUUCUACGCUAUUUGUCGCGGUUUCUUGGAACAGUGGUCCAGUUCUCGGUAGAAGGUACGAUGCGGCAUCAGUACUACAAUUAGCCCAUUCAUCUGUGAAAGAGUUCAUAUCUUCCUGUCCCAGGACCGAGUUCGGCGGGUUGUUGACUGAGCCCACCCCAAGUUCGACGAUCAGUGAAAUUUGCCUGGUAUAUUUUUUGGAAAUGGACUAUAUCUUACCCAAUGAAGAGUUGAAGAGGACGUACCACUUCAUGCCAGUAGCUGUGGACCGUUGGUUGCACGAGGCCUCCCGUCGCAAGUCAAGUCUCAACAGGUUCACACAUUUAUCAAUGGAGCUCUUUUCGAACAGCUUACUUUUCAAUCGUUGGCGUACACUUGUUGAGGAUAGGUUAUAUGAAACACGUCCUUGGCACAUUCAUCGUUUACAACGGCAGGAUCAGCUAUUUUACGCAAGCUGGUCUGGGGACGAAAGCUGUGUCAACAAGCUACUAGAUCCAAGCCUCAUAGGGAAUACCACAAGGUGGAAGCUCAACCCUGCCAUGCAUAUUGCCGCCGAGUUUGGCCAUUUGGAGACUGUUGCGCUUCUAAUUCGGAAAGGCGCUGAUGUGAACGCCGAGGGAAAAGACAACAAUGUCCUUUGUACUGCUGUCAUAGCUGGCCACCUGGAUGUUGUCGCAUUUCUGGCUAAGGAAGGCGCCGAUCUCGACGCCCGACAAUCAUGGGUUGACAAUGCUCUUGAACUCGCCUGUAGAUUUGGCCGCUUGGAUAUCAUAGAACUUUUGAUCAAGCAAGGUGCUGAUGUCAAACCUCAGUCUAAUGCCCUUAGCCAUGCCUGUUUGGGUGACGAUUUGAAUAUUGUCAAGCUUAUAGUGGACAAAGGUGCUGAUGUCAACACCGGCCUUGGAAGUGCCUGCAGCAAUGGCCGAUUGAAUAUCGUCAUAUUCUUACUCGAAAAAGGUGCUGAAAUUAAUGUCCGAGGAAGAGAAGACGUUACUGGCCUUCAACUUGCUUACAGGUAUGGCCACUUGGAUAUUGUUGAGCACCUUUUGGAGAAGGGUGCUGAUAUCAAUGCCCAAGGAAGCUAUGGCAGCAGUACCCUUCACUAUGCCUGUAGCUUUGGCAAUUUAAACAUUGUUAAGCAUCUAGUAGAGAAGGGUGCUAGUAUAAAUGUCCAAGGAGGUCUCUUUGGCACUGCUCUUUGUGUCGCCUCCCUGAGGGGCAACUUAAAUAUCGUCAGAUAUCUAGUGCAGAAAGGUGCCGAUGUAAAUGCUCCAGGGGGGCAUUUUGAUAACGCAUUGCAAGCUGCUAUCAGCAGUGAGGAAUACGAAACAGCCGAGUUCCUUCAAAAUCAUAAAGCCAGUCCUAAGUACGUUCAUAUGCUAAACACUGACCAUCGUUAA